Messenger RNA from Galeopterus variegatus (Sunda flying lemur), 1389 nucleotides. RefSeq names its product T-box 21 (gene TBX21). Bases 1 to 1389 code for a protein of 462 amino acids. Gene Ontology annotation, cellular component: nucleus. Gene Ontology annotation, biological process: cell fate specification; regulation of transcription by RNA polymerase II; lymphocyte migration. Gene Ontology annotation, molecular function: DNA-binding transcription factor activity, RNA polymerase II-specific; RNA polymerase II cis-regulatory region sequence-specific DNA binding. Lineage: Eukaryota; Metazoa; Chordata; Mammalia; Dermoptera; Cynocephalidae. The record is from RefSeq and is a predicted model, not a curated record. The transcript is spliced from 7 exons.
AUGCAUCCGACACAGCCCGCGUGGGCCUCUGGCCGUGAGAAAGAGGGCAAACACUUCACGCAAAGCCACUUCGCACAGAGCCUGGGCACACGGCCCAGANGGGAUGGCUACGCGGCCCCGGACCCGCGCGCCGGGCUGUACCCGGGGCCGCGCGAGGACUAUGCGCUGCCCGCGGGGCUGGAGGUGUCCGGGAAGCUGAGAGUCGCGCUCAACAACCACCUGUUGUGGUCCAAGUUUAAUCAGCACCAGACGGAGAUGAUCAUCACCAAGCAGGGCCGGAGGAUGUUCCCGUUCCUGUCCUUUACCGUGGCCGGGCUGGAGCCCACCAGCCACUACAGGAUGUUUGUGGACGUGGUCUUGGUGGACCAGCACCACUGGCGGUAUCAGAGCGGCAAGUGGGUGCAGUGUGGCAAGGCGGAGGUCAACAUGCCAGGAAACCGCCUGUACGUCCACCCAGAUUCCCCCAACACUGGAGCCCACUGGAUGCGCCAGGAAGUUUCGUUUGGGAAACUAAAGCUCACAAACAACAAGGGGGCCUCCAACAAUGUGACCCAGAUGAUUGUGCUCCAGUCCCUCCAUAAGUACCAGCCCCGGCUGCACAUUGUCGAGGUGAAUGAUGGGGAACCAGAGGGGGCCUGCAGUGCUUCCAACACGCACAUCUUUACCUUCCAAGAAACCCAGUUUAUUGCCGUGACUGCCUACCAGAAUGCUGAGAUUACUCAGCUGAAAAUUGACAAUAACCCCUUUGCCAAAGGAUUCCGGGAGAACUUUGAGUCCAUGUAUGCAUCUGUUGACACCAGUGUCCCCUCCCCACCUGGACCCAACUGUCAGUUGCUUGGGGGAGACCACUACUCUCCUCUCCUCCCCAACCAGUAUCCUGUUCCCAGCCGUUUCUACCCCGACCUUCCUAGCCAGGCCAAGGAUGUGGUUCCCCAGCCUUACUGGCUGGGGGCUCCCCGCGACCACAGCUUUGAGGCCGAAUUCCGAGCAGUCGGCAUGAAGCCUGCAUUCCUUCCCUCUGCUCCUGGGCCCAGCAUGUCCUACUACCGAGGCCAGGAGGUCCUGACACAUGGAGCUGGCUGGCCUGUGGCCCCCCAGUACCCUCCCAAGUUGGGCCCAGCCAGCUGGUUCCGCCCCAUGCGGACUCUGUCCAUGGAACCUGGAUCCUCAGAGGGAAGGGGGCCAGAGGAUCAGGGCUCCCCCUUGGUGUGGACUGAGAUCACCCCUAUCCGGCCAGAGUCUGGCGACUCAGGACUGGGGGAAGGAGACUCUAAGAGGAGACGUGUGUCCCCCUAUCCUUCCAGUGGUGACAGCUCCUCCCCUGCCGGGGCCCCGUCUCCUUUUGAUAAAGAAGCUGAAGGCCAGUUUUAUAAUUAUUUUCCCAACUGA